AUGAUUGCCUCUAUGAUCAUUGCUGCCUUUUCCAUCAUUGCAGCUGUGGCUGCACAGAACCUGGUCCCCCCAUUGACUCUUCCCGAUUGCCCGAGGAACUGCAUUCUCAGUAUCUUACCCUCAGCUCCUUCUUUUGGCUGUCUCAGCGUCGACCCGGUUUGUCUCUGCAAGAGCACCGGCUAUAACAUGAGUCUCUUGAGCUGUGCCACUACGCUGUGUUCUUCCGCCGAAGUCACUCAGCUGAUUAAUUACGAAAAUGGGUGGUGUGACUUAGUCGGCCUGGUCCCAACACCUACACCUUCUCUCCUACCUUUGCCUUUUCAGGGUACUACCGUCAUUACGGCACUUAAUGGAGCAAAGACCCCCUCUCGUGCAUCGAAGAACAGACUGCUGAGCGAAAAAUAAGUCACUGCUGUCCUCACGGCAUAUACUGAUAGCCGAGAGUUUAAACCUCGAUACUGUGACGUUCUCGUUCGGAAUCUGCGGAGGAAAGUACUUAUAUAUAUUACUGCUGUAUCUGAAAGGCGAGGUUGUUCGGGG
This is a messenger RNA of Paecilomyces variotii, 540 nucleotides long. RefSeq lists its product as hypothetical. Bases 1 to 405 code for a protein of 134 amino acids. NCBI's taxonomy places the organism in Eukaryota, Fungi, Ascomycota, Eurotiomycetes, Eurotiales, Thermoascaceae. The record is from RefSeq and is a predicted model, not a curated record. The transcript is spliced from 4 exons.